This is a messenger RNA of Rana temporaria (common frog), 1611 nucleotides long. It is a transcript of the gene CHTOP, whose product is annotated as chromatin target of PRMT1. The record is from RefSeq and is a predicted model, not a curated record. Bases 322 to 1101 code for a protein of 259 amino acids. NCBI's taxonomy places the organism in Eukaryota, Metazoa, Chordata, Amphibia, Anura, Ranidae. The transcript is spliced from 6 exons.
GACGUAGGCGGUUGGUGUGCGUGAUGACGUAAAGGGGAAGACGCGUCCAUCUCACAGAGAAACGCUCAGCUGCUGACUCCAUUUUGUAGCUGGCGGUUUGACCGGCUCCUCGCCCGAUUCUACACCCGAAUACAAGGCCUCCGCCUGAUUCUACACCCGAAUACAAGGCCUCCGCCUGAUUCUACACCCGAAUACAAGGCCUCCGCCCGAUUCUACACCCGAAUACAAGGCCUCCGCCUGAUUUUACACCCGGAACAUCCGACCACAGGGCCUCCGCCCGAAUCUACACCCGAGCACAGGGCGCUCAGCGAGUGAGGAGAGAUGGAAUGGGGGAAAAGAGGAGAUCCAGGAGGAGACAUGGCCACUCCGGCUGCAUCUAAAGUUGUACUAAAGAGCACCACCAAGCUGUCCCUGAAUGAGCGCUUUACUAACAUGCUGAAGAACAAACAGAUGAUUCCGGCCAACAUCCGCGCCACCAUGCAACAGCAGCACCUGGCCAGCGCCAGGAACAGAAGACUAGCCCAGCAGAUGGAGAGCAGGCCUUCGGUGCAAGCUGCUCUGAAGCUGAAACAGAGCUUGAAGCAGCGGCUCGGCAAGAGCAACAUCCAGGCCCGGUUGGGGAGACCGGUGGGGAACCUCCAGCGAGGAGGAGUCGGAGGGAUGAGAGGAGGCGGCAUAGGAAUGCGGGGCUCCCAGAGAGGCAUGAUGAGGGCCGGCCGGGGAGGUAGAGGAAUGCCCAGGGGCGCGAUGAGCAUGAGAGGGCAAAACCUCAGAGGCCGCGGCGGUUCUCCGAGAAUGGGGAUGGGAAUGAGGAGAGGUGGUGGGCUGCGAGGACGUGGCAUGGCUGGAAGAGGACUAAGAGGGGGAGUCAUGAAUCGUGGAGGUCCUGGAGGAAGAGGCCGUGGCGGUGUCGUUGCUCGGGGUAGAGGAGGGUUCAGCCGAGGACGAGGCCGCAGUAGAGGAAGGGGAUCACCACGUCCAGCACUGACCCGCGAGCAGCUUGACAACCAGCUAGACGCCUACAUGUCCAAAACGAAAGGCCACCUGGACGCUGAGCUAGAUGCCUACAUGGCUCAGGCGGACCCCGAAACCAACGACUGACCGACCCACCCAACUUUUUAUUUAAAGAACUGAAUUCUUACCAGCCUCUGCCGGAGACAAAAAAAAUAAACGGCAGCCAACCGGCUCAUCACCUCGUUUUAGAGUUCCUUUUACUUUUUUUGAUACUUAGAACUGGUUUUUGUUUUUCAAGUAUUUUAUUAUUGACUGAAUGUACGGCUGACGGGACACACCGCCGCCCGUCUCUUCCGGACAGGAAAUAUUUUAUCACUGCCCUGCAGAUUCCAAACGUGGCCUGUCCCAUUCACACUGAUCUGCCGCAUCAAGGUGCAUUGCGGUAAAGGUGACCCCCGUAUGAUUGGCGCACCACAUCGCAGGUUUUUUGUUGUAACGUUUGUUGUGUGCGCCGGCCAGUGUGUAUGGGGCCGUUCUCAGGACGGGACCGCUGUUGACAAUCGGCGUCUCGUCUUUUUGGCAGUACAUAGGAUAUUGUCGGGUUUUGUAGCCGCGGUGUUUAUUACUGUUGAACAAUCAUUAAACACUUUACAAGUC